Messenger RNA from Priapulus caudatus, 3758 nucleotides. RefSeq names its product aminomethyltransferase, mitochondrial-like. The record is from RefSeq and is a predicted model, not a curated record. Bases 74 to 1147 code for a protein of 357 amino acids. The transcript has 8 exons. Gene Ontology annotation, biological process: glycine catabolic process. NCBI's taxonomy places the organism in Eukaryota, Metazoa, Priapulida, Priapulimorpha, Priapulimorphida, Priapulidae. Gene Ontology annotation, cellular component: mitochondrion. Gene Ontology annotation, molecular function: protein binding; aminomethyltransferase activity.
AUUAGACCGGCAUUUACAGGCCGAUAUAAAACGAACAUUUCUAUAUGACUUCCAUGUAUCAAAAGGAGCAAAAAUGGUGCCAUUUGCAGGAUGGUCCAUGCCAGUACAGUACAAUGAUGGAGUGGCCGCCUCCCACCUCCAUGUCCGGGAGCAUGCGGGUAUCUUUGACGUGAGUCACAUGGUGCAGACGAAAAUCCACGGUAAAGAUAGGGUAAAGUUCAUCGAGAGUCUGGUAGUGGGAGACAUUGCAGGUUUAAAAGAUAACCAAGGAAUGCUAACUCUGUUCACCAAUGACAAAGGCGGCAUCAAGGACGACCUGAUAGUGACGAACACGGUGGACGGCUACCUGUACGUCGUCUCCAACGCUGGGUGCGCCGAGAAGGACCUCAAGCACAUGAUGGAGUCGGUCGCUGGCUUCCGAGCGGCCGGGGGCGACGCCGCGGUGGAGCUGAUCGAGGACAGAGCCCUCGUUGCCGUGCAGGGACCCGAGGUGAUUAGCGUUCUGCAGGCGGCCGUCGACGGUGACCUCUCAACUCUGACCUUCAUGAUGUCGGUGGUGACGAGCGUGUUCGGCGUGCCCGACUGCAGGGUGACCCGCUGCGGAUACACGGGCGAGGACGGCGUCGAGAUGUCGGUGCCGGCAAACAAGGCAGUGGAAAUCUGUGAAAGACUUCUCUCCUCUCCCAAUGUCAGUAUGGCUGGUUUGGGGGCCAGAGAUAGUUUGCGAUUAGAGGCAGGACUAUGUCUAUAUGGGAAUGACAUUGAUGAGGACACCACACCCAUAGAGGCAUCUCUAGCAUGGACCAUCGGAAAGAGGAGGAGGCAGCUUGCCGACUUCCCCGGAGCAGGAAUCAUCCUAAAGCAGCUGAAGGAGAAGCCACAGAGGAGGCGAGUUGGGUUCCUCUCAGCAGGACCUCCCGCGAGAGGUGGCACAGCGAUUCUGGGUGAAGAUGGGCAGAAGGUAGGAGAGGUGACUAGUGGUUGUCCCGCUCCAUGUCUCAAGUCCCAGAAUGUGUCAAUGGGCUAUGUUCCUACUGCGCUUGCCACCAAGGGAACCAAGUUGAGGUUCGAAGUCAGAAAGAAGUCAUUUGAGGCUGUAGUCACAAAGAUGCCGUUUGUUUCGCACAGAUACUACACAGGAAAAUAGGUGGGAAACAGCAGGGAGACUGCAGCAGACCAGGGCUGUGUGGGUAGUACAGACAACACCUGGGAGGUUUAGAAACUGUGAUGAUAUAAACAAAAUGUGAUGAGCCAGUGAGAAAAUUCAAGGUCAGAAACAUCACAAGUGGUAUGACAUUACAAGUCUAACGUGUCGUGACUUUGAACGACAGUGUCGUGCGAAAGUCACGACAUUUUGGACACAUGGUAGUCAUAACUAGUUCUGAUAAAUCUGAUAACAGAUCCUAAGUUCAGAAAGGUGUGGUGUAGAAAAGAAAAUGUACAUUACCCUUACAGGACUCUUCCUAAAGCCAAACAUAAUACAACAAUCUUUGUUGCCAGGAGGUCAGAUGUAAUGCAGUCGUGUACGUGUGGCGGGCUUGUAACUGCUGCUACCAACAUUCCUGGUUUCAUUUUCGUUGAGAUUCUUUGAUUAAUUACUGCUUGACGUACAUUCUUAUUUAUUCAAUAAGAAGUAUAUAUAUAUUGGCAUGAAUUCAAAAUAAUUAUUCUUGAACUUUAUCGAUAAAUAAGACUUAGAGAUACGGAGAAUUAUCCGUUUCUUUGGGAGUGCACACCUCAGUAAACAUUGUAUUGCAAGCACCAUCGCCAUGUCACGUCACGUCACGAUAAAUAGAUCUGCCUAUAUAUCUGCAAUGAUAUAACCAUCUCUACUUUAGAUUGCUUUUACCUGACAUACCCUACUAAUAAUCAUAAUUGAUUGCAGUUGUUAUCAUAAUAAUUAUAUGAGAUUUAUAUAGGUGAUCACUUGAUUUUAAACUGGAACACUAUUAAACUAUUAACGAAGUUAAAAUGUUUUAAUUAUACUACAUACCAGUUUUUGCUGUUCAGUGCUAAUUAUAGAAGUUUGCAGUUAUUUCAAAAUGUGGCGACUGCUGUAUAUUCUGUAAUACUGGGCACUUGUAAUUUGAUGAGAUAAUUAAUGGGUCCAUUGUCAGAAACAAAAUUAGUCUCAACAUAUAUUGGUCUUCACCUUUACUUCUCACUUACUUUUUCUUGUAGACCGAACCCGCUAUACGUACACUGUGUAUGAGAAACUUUAGCAUGUUUCUGUUGAUGGUCUAUGAGAAAUAAGUUGAAUAUUAAGACUAUUGUUUUGAGACUAGUUUCGUUUCUCACAUCAGGCCCCACGUUUCAUUUAUUUUCUCAGUUAUGGGGAGGUUGGUAUGUAGCAUGAAUAAGCCUAUUGAUAUAUAAUGUUAUAGAGUAUAUAUAUCAAGAGUCUAGUAUUGAUAACUUUAUACUUUAAUACAAGUUGUGAUUUUUAUCAGAUUAUUGUUAAAAUAAAAUAAGUGUGAUGUUUUAUUAUACCAUAAUAAUAACAUAGCUAGGUUAUACUUCUAUUUAUUGUAGAAAUAGGUUUUCCAAAAAAUGUGACCCGCGAAUAGUUAACAACCAGAUUACUCACUCGUCAUGAUUUUCAUCUUGGCACCAACAGUCAUGAUUUUAAACUUUGGCAGUCACCAUUAAACAAUUGUAAACUUCUAGAUAUGAGCAUUGGCUAUCAAAAAUUCAUGCCAUCAGGAUUCUAGAGCAAAAUUUUAAUUUACAAACUAUGGUACACAAAUAAGCUCCUAUGUGUCUUCGAGGUCUGAUUAAAGCAAAAUGUAUUCACGAUCAUUAAUUCACACCAAAGUCUGUACCAACAUGAAAACAUAUUAGACUAUAUAGAUAUCUAAAAAUAUAGUCAAUUAUUUCAGUGCGAUGUAACACAUUACAGGUUGCUGGAUCACCUAGCAACACUUAUAGGUCACAAAUUUAUUAUCUGUCAGCAUUUUACUUACUUUACUACCAGUUUUAUGGCGUGAAGAAAUUGGCAUGAUGGGACAUGUGCAAAAUGCGUCCCGACUAUAAACUGAUUGUAAAACUAAUUCGGUUGUUCGUGAUUUAUAUGGAUGCUAGCUAUCUGGAGUCUACAAACCUCACAGACUAUAUGACAUUACUGUGCCGGACUAACGAUGCUAUACGAGUACACAGCUUCUUUAAGCCACUGACCGCACAGAGCCUGCGUUAGAAUAAAUUACAGUUACGUACGAGGCUCACACAUCAAGUGAAUUUACGGACACAAAUGAGCAACACUAGCACUGGGUAAUAUGUACAAUUACUAGCAGUGUUGGCAGUGGCUGCCCUCAUACUCGCGUUCAUGCCGCAUUCUAAAAUUUAUUGUGAGGAUCUCUGUUACAUUAAAGACGCUGAUUGCAUGUGCUAAGCGCACCUUGCGCAUAGCUGCUAUAUGCUAACGUUGUGUGUGCAUAUGCUUGGUUGCAAAGUUCAACAUAUACACUCUGUUGCAAGUCGAUAAAAGGUUUUCCUGCACAUUUAUCGCUACACACGAAUCCACGUGUGAAGACGAGUUUCACACAUACGAUAGAGUGAGGCUGAAGGAAUUUGCCUGAAUAAUUAUGACAUUUUAGGCACAUUUAAUUUUGUGCUACAAUACAUUAAGUAGACAUCUGUCCCUUGCCCCACACUAGAGGCCAUGGCUCGUCAAAAUAAGUACAUCAAGUGAUUAAAAUACAUCAUACACAUCAAAAUGCCAUACACAUUGAUUAUGUAGAUCAAAAUAGUCCCAUAUAAAA